Molecule: messenger RNA, 2091 nt
Organism: Triticum turgidum subsp. durum (durum wheat)
Lineage: Eukaryota; Viridiplantae; Streptophyta; Magnoliopsida; Poales; Poaceae
Source: the annotation of a GenBank genome assembly
AUGGCGGAGGCGGCGCCGCCCAAGCUGCUCUACAUUGCCGUCGCCGACGGCGGCGGCCGGCGGACCUUCCGGUACACGCGCCCCGUCCUGCAGAGCACCCUCCAGCUCAUGGGCUGCAAGGCUCGCCACGCCUUCAAGAUUAGCAAGAGAGUGUUCAGUGUGAUGAGGAAUGAAUUCUUGGAUGUGUCGAGAUCGGAUAGGGCUAUUAAAGAUGAAAAUGCCCCUAGCCUAGGCAUUGGGGAAGAUGCUGAGAUGCUUAACACAGAAAUUCCAGACGCAAGUAGCAGCAGCUUGCCCUUCGAAUUGUACAAGACGCAGACAACGAUUCUUGUUUCAAGAGAGAGGUUUCUGAAUAUCGUGUGUGACGCACUCUCUUCUUACAAGUAUGUUGGACCAAACCAGAAGGCUGACUUUCUUCUUGCUUGCAGAAUUAAGGAGAAAAAGGAAUCGGUGACAGUACUCUUGUGUGGGACAAGCGGAUGCGGCAAGUCCACCCUAUCGUCUCUGUUGGGUAGUAGAUUGGGCAUGACGACAGUGGUUUCUACUGAUUCUAUACGCCAUAUGAUGAGAAGCUUUGCAGAUGAAAAGCAAAAUCCUCUUCUCUAUGCGUCAACCUACCAUGCAGGAGAAUACUUGGACCCUGUUGCAGUUGCUCAGUCAAAGGCUAAGCGCCAGGCAAAGAAGCUCGCAAUGGUUUCUAAUCCUAACACAAAUGAAGGCCAAGAUGACACUCCAGAUGUUAAAUCUCGUCACGGCUCCUCAGUAUUACCUCCUAGGACCGAGCUGAUUGGCAGCAAACAAAUGGCAAUAGAAGGGUUCAAGGCGCAAAGCGAGAUGGUCAUCGACAGCCUGGACAGAUUAAUUACAUCCUGGGAAGAGCAGAAGCAAUCUGUUAUUGUUGAAGGAGUUCAUUUGAGCCUCAAUUUUGUGAUGGGGCUAAUGAAGAAACAUCCUUCCAUAAUACCAUUUAUGGUAUACAUUGCAAAUGAGGAGAAGCACAUGGAACGGUUUGCUGUGCGCGCAAAGUACAUGACACUGGACCCAGCAAAGAACAGAUAUAUCAAGUACAUCCGGAACAUCAGGGCUAUUCAGGAAUACCUUUGCAACCGAGCAGACAAGCAUCUUGUGCCCAAAAUUAACAACACUAAUGUUGACCAGAGCGUGGCAGCGAUACACGCCACGGUUUUCAGCUGUCUUCGCCGGCGAGAAGUUGGGGAGCAGCUGUAUGACCUCAACACAAACACUGUUCCUGUAGUGGAUGAGGAAUACAGGAACCAGCGUGCAGCUAACUCCUUGGGUUCCAAGGGCAUGUUCCAGUUCAUUCAAAGGAAGGGGUCUUCGAGGAAUCUGAUGGCUCUCCUUAACCCUGAUGGUUCGGUGACUAAGGCUUGGCAUGUAGAUUCAGGUGAUGGCAAUGCUAAUGGCAGUACAGGCAGUGGUAGAUCAGUAGGGAAUCAUAUGGUUAACCCAUCACAAAUUGGGAAGGCAGAGUCAGUUAAUCUCCAGUUUGGUUCUUUUGGGAUUAGCGCGUGGCUGAGUGACACAGGCGGUGGCACCAGCCAUACUGGAAGUGUAGAUGACCUGAGGGCUGAUGGGAUCGAGACAAGCGGUAGAUACUUCUCCUCAUGCUGCAGCUCACCAAAAACGUCAGACUGCGCCUCCAAAGAGUCGAUUGCUGAUGCUAUACAUUCCGAUCUAACGACUGCUCUGGUGACCUUUCUCCAGCAUAUGGAGGAUUAUUCAGUCUAUGGUAGUGAAGAGGAUGCUGACGACCCACCUGAUGCUGAAACUGAUGAGGAUCUAACUGAUGAAGAAAGGGAUGCUCAUGAGAUUGAAGCGGGCUCCGUCGACGAGCACUCCACCAAGUCUGACGAGGAGUACGACGACCUAGCCAUGCAGGACGUGAUGGGGAACGGCAACUGCUCCGACGACGACGAGCAAGCUGCAGGGUACGGCACCAGGGGCUCACAGCCCAUGGAGGAGAGCAUCCUUGGAGCAGAUGGCGCCGUGGUGGAGGGCAGGUACCACCACAACCUGGACCUCUUCACGAUGUCCAAGGACGUCGCCGCCACAAAGAUGCCGUGCGCGUGA